Messenger RNA from Lasiodiplodia theobromae, 2079 nucleotides. Its product is annotated as Protein translocation complex component. Gene Ontology annotation, cellular component: Sec62/Sec63 complex. Gene Ontology annotation, molecular function: transmembrane protein transporter activity; RNA binding. Gene Ontology annotation, biological process: SRP-dependent cotranslational protein targeting to membrane; post-translational protein targeting to endoplasmic reticulum membrane. The record is from RefSeq and is a predicted model, not a curated record. The transcript is spliced from 4 exons. The coding region runs from base 1 to 2079 and encodes 692 amino acids. Lineage: Eukaryota; Fungi; Ascomycota; Dothideomycetes; Botryosphaeriales; Botryosphaeriaceae.
AUGUCCACCGACUACAACUAUGACGAACAGGGACAAUUCUUCCCGUACUUCGUCACCACCAUCACCGGUCUGGUUACUAUUCCGGUAACCAUUUCGCUGCUCACCCGCAGCAAGGACCUCGAGAAUACCGCUCCGAGAAUACAGUCUGAUUUCACCCCCGAACAUGGCGACCUCAUCGAUGGUCAGCGCAAGAAGCUGCGCCGGCAGGAGCGCAAGCUGGGCAAGUUUCUCUUCGCCCUGGGCGGUUGGCUUGUCAUGGCAUGGAUGGUCUACCUUAUGGUCGUGACCGCGAGGACCGUCCCCAAGAUCUGGGAUCCGUAUGACGUUCUGGGUGUCACUAGGUCCGCGAGCGAGAAGCAGAUCAAGUCUCACUACCGCAAACUUUCCCUGACCCACCACCCCGACAAGGUGCAACCCGAUCCUGCCAAGAACCUGACCAUUGAAUCCAUCAACGACCAGUGGGUUGAGUACACGAAGGCUUUCAAGGCUCUCACCGACGAAGAGGUCCGCAACAACUACCUGCAAUAUGGCCACCCCGACGGCAAGCAAAGCUUCAGCAUUGGCAUUGCUCUCCCCAAGUGGAUCGUCACCGAGGGCCACGGCAGAUAUGUUCUGCUUGGCUACGGAAUUGUCCUGGGCGUCGUUCUCCCUUACCUGGUCGGCAAAUGGUGGUAUGGCACUCAACGCGUCACCAAGGAGAAGGUCCUGGUGUCUAGCGCGGGCAACAUCUUCAAAGAGUACAAGCCGGAUCUGAGCGAAGGUGGCGUUCUUUCCGCUCUCAGCACCGGAACUGAAUUCGAGGAGGCACUCAGGGGACACAAGGCUGAGGCCGGUCUGUCCAAGGUUGAAUCCAAGCUCUUCCAGGAGGGUGAGCUAUCACCUCUCGCUGGAGGACUCAGCGUCAAAGACCGUCAGACUCUGGAGGAACUCGAUGAAGGCGCGCGCAGGAAAGCACUUGCCUUGUUGUGGGCUUACCUUGGACGUGUCGAGCUCGAGGACCAGACUCUCAAUGCCGAGAAAUUCGAGGUUGCGCCUAUCGCCCACAAGCUCAACGACGCUUUCUUCGCUGUUGCUCUCGCCUACGGCAACAGCCCGCCUCUCCUGUCGUCUUACCACACCUCGCAAAAUAUCCUCCAAGCCAUUCCUCCCAAGUCUUCGCCGCUUCUCCAGCUCCCCGGUUUCACUCCCGCCGUUGUUCGCGCAGUUGAGGGUCAAAACGCAAGGACACACUUGAGCGUUCAGGAAUACAUGGGCUUGCCCGUAGACGAGAGGCGCAAGCGUGCAGUCGGUGCUGGUCUUCUGUCUGAAAGUGAAUUCGCCACCGCCGAAAAGGUUGCCAGCCAGCUUCCGCAUCUGCACGUGGAGAAGGCCUUCUUCAAGGUUAUGGGCGAAAAGGUCAUCAUCCCCAGCAGUCUGGUUCAGUUCGUCGUCAAGGCCCGUAUCAUUCCUCCCGGUUCCACCAAUGUUCCUCCGGUCUCCGAGAAGGACCUGGAAGACGUCGAUCCCAAGGAAGGCGACUUGGACGCUCUCCACGGCCGCAAGAAGGGCGCUGAGGCUGAAGAGGCCAAGAAGGCUGAACUGGCUGGCCAACCCCCGCUCGCAUACGCUCCGUACUUCGCUAGGGACCACUCGCCGAGAUGGCACGUUUUCCUGGCCGACGGCAGGCAGAACAAGAUCGCCGUUCCCCCGUUCACCUUCACCAAGUUCGAUAAGCCGCUGUUCGACGAGCAAGGCAACCCCACCUACAACGUCCAGACUCUGAAGAUGCAGUUCGGUGCUCCACCUCAACCCGGCCAGUACAAGUUCACCAUGCACCUUGUGUGCGACAGCUACGUUGGUAUGGACACUAAGAUGGAUGUCACUCUGGUCGUCGACCACCCUUCGAAGGCCGUCGAGAUUGAGGAGGAAGAGGAGAUUAGUGAGCCGGAUGAGGAUACCAUUGCAGGACAGAUGGCGGCCAUGAAGGGUGGCGAGACGAAGAAGCCCAGGCGCCAGGUGGAAGUGUCCAGCGGCAGUGACACGGAAGGAGAGGAGGAGUCGGAUACCAGCGAGACGGACACCGACACGGACGAGGAGUAA